AUGUACAUUGCACAAUCCACUCUUGCGUCUCCGUCUUCCAUCUGGAUGUUUCUUCACUGGCUCAACAUCACAGUCAGUACUGUAUCAGAUCUGCUAUGGCAUCUGGGCUUGUCCCCGCCUCCUCCAACGUUUAUAGAUGGUCUUCCAGAGCAAAAGCCUGAAUCUCUUCCGUCUCCUCCUCAGCCUAUUACCUUUGGAUGCUCUACCCCGCCCCUAUAUGCACUGGUUAUUGGCAUCGACAAAUACUUUUCGAAUGGGGUCCGAGAUCUGAAGGGUGCAGUUGCCGAUGCUGACGCAAGACUCCUCGUUCCAAAAGACCAAAUCAAGAAUCUUCGCAACGAGGAUGCCACGAGAGUUACUAUCGAGACAGAGAUUAAGAGGCUUGGGGACAAUGCAGCAAUCAAAAAGGACGACCCGAUUCUCAUCUACUAUGCAGGGCACGGAGCCGAAGCGGAUGCGCCGUCUGGAUGGCCCAGCACCAGCAAGAAAAUACAAAUGCUUGUUUCACACGACUUUGAUCCUAGCGAGUCGAGUGACUCCAAGCGAGGUCAAGGAGUACUAGAUGUGAGGCUCUCUCAUCUUCUUGCAGACCUCGCUGCGAAAAAAUCUGACAACAUCACCGUCAUUUUUGAUUGUUGUCACUCUGGCUCGGGCACGCGAAUGGAAGGCAAUGAUCCUACUUUUGCCGUUCGCGGGACCGAUCUCUCUAAGACUUAUACAGUUGAUCAAGACCUCUUGCAUGACAUUGAGCCGGAUGCUCGGGCGGGUGUCGUUGCAAAGGGAUUCGAGAAGUCCGGUCUGUCGUCACAUAUGCUCCUUUCAGCAUGUAAAGCGGGACAGGCAGCCAUGGAGAAACUCGGACGUGGCGCCUUUACUUCAGCGUUGUUGAUCUUGUUACAGGACAACGGCGUCGACAAGCUUACAUACAAGGAUGUAAUAACCAAUCUGCCUGAUCUUCCCGCGCAAGAUCCACAGUGCAAAGGAGUCCACCAAAACCGAUAUCUUUUCAAUUCCAAAGUAACCAACCCACAAUGUGAAUUAUACCCCAUCCGUGCCUCUGGCAUGCCGGGACGGUACACUUUGGAAGCUGGCGAGGCCCAUGGGAUCACAAGCAAGGCCGAGUUCGUUGUCUUCGCUGAUAGAAACGUGGUAUCUGUGCUUGGAACUGUCGUUGCUUCAACCACCACCGCUUUUACCACCACGUGCGAUUUCGCUCCGCGCGGCGAUGAAACACCAUUCUCCCUUGCUAGUAUUGGAUAUGCCUUGCAGACUGGAGUCGGCGAGGGACAGGAUAUUUGCCUUUUCAUCGAGCCUGAUAUAAAAUUACUCGGUGUCUUUAAGCAGAUAGCCGACGAGAUGCAAAGCAUCGAAGCAGCAAAGAGGCGAUUCCGUUUGGUGGAGAAGCGCAGCGAUAAGCCGGAUCUGGUCAUUGGCGCGGAUGGUGAUGUUGUCCAUUUCGAGAUCAUGGAUGAGCGCUGUCGACAACAUGAGCUAACACGCAUGCCAUUCAAAGUCAAAAUCGAUGAUUCAGACACUAUCCACCGCAUUCUUCAGUGUUCCGCUGAUUUUUACUGGCACCUUCAUUGUUCUACUAGCCAAGGGGCCCCCCUGGCCAGCAACGUCACGCUCGAGUGUAUGAAGCUUAAAGAGACCGGGAAGUUCACAGAUGACUUACAAGAGAUUUUGGAACCCGAUGGCGAUAAUCUGAACAUUGAAGGUGUGAUUUCCGUCAAUGUCGAUGAGGACGCAAUGUAUGGAUUCAAGAUAACCAAUACGAUGUCGGUACCUCUUUAUGUUUCGAUGUUCUAUUUUGAUGUCAGUGAUUUGAGCAUCGAUUCGUACUAUCAGCCGGGAAGUGCAAAAGAUGGCGCCGUUGAUGUUUCUCUUCCUGCCAGAGAGUUGUUGACCAUCGGGUACGGCGCGAGUGGGACUGUGCCGCAUAUGUACGCACUAAGGGAGGGACAAGAUGUUGAUGUUGGCUUCUUGAAGCUCUUCUUUUCGACGGAGAAUAUAGACUUGUCGGGUAUCAUCCAAAAGUCGCCUUUCGUCGGCGACCGCGAGAGCAAGUCAAAACCGAUGAAAAGGAAACCUAUAUGGGACUCGAUAUGUGUCACACUUGUUCAGCGGGCAGGUUCAGCUACUGGGCCGUGAAGAUGAAACGUGGCGUUCAUAUCGGUAAGUAAUUUCCUUUGGAUUCGAUACCUUCAGCGGCUGCCUUGUCAUUGUUUCCCUUCCACUCUGCAGUCUAUUCGUGAUACACGAUGUGUAGUCAUACCAUCAUACGAGAAAGCAGUUCACGUUCUUAGUUUCGUAUACAGCGUUCCAUAAAAAAUGACCACCAUAUUCCUUCGGCUUCUUCAUCUUUUAGGUGCAUGGUGUAGAAUUCAGAGCGUAGGAAAGAUAUCUGAUCAAUG
Messenger RNA from Guyanagaster necrorhizus, 2414 nucleotides. RefSeq lists its product as uncharacterized. The transcript is spliced from 9 exons. NCBI's taxonomy places the organism in Eukaryota, Fungi, Basidiomycota, Agaricomycetes, Agaricales, Physalacriaceae. Gene Ontology annotation, biological process: proteolysis. Gene Ontology annotation, cellular component: cytoplasm. Gene Ontology annotation, molecular function: cysteine-type endopeptidase activity. The record is from RefSeq and is a predicted model, not a curated record. The coding region runs from base 1 to 2151 and encodes 716 amino acids.